AUGCGUUUUAUGGCAGGCCUUGCAAGGAGCCAGAGUCUGGGUCCGCCGUGCUUCCACAGCAGCCCCCAAGCCCUGUACACGGUCCUCUUAAUAGUGCUGGUCAUGAUGACACUUCUCUGUGUUCUAGGUAAGUUUGUUCCUGUCAAUUGGGAACCCCCUCAACCACUUCCAUUCCCCAAAUACCUGCACUGCUACCGAUGCCUCUUGGAGACCAAGGAGUUAGGGUGCCUUCUGGGAUCUGACAUCUGCCUCACCCCGGCUGGCAGCAGCUGCAUCACUCUCCACAUAAAGAACAGCAGCGGUUCUGAUGUCAUGGUGAGUGACUGCCGAAGUAAGGAGCAGAUGAGUGAUUGUUCAAAUACCCAAACUUCUCCGGUGUCUGGCUUCUGGAUAUUCUCUCAAUGCUGCUUCCUGGAUUUCUGCAAUGACACUCAAAACAGAGGGCACUAUACUCCUUAGUGUGACUGCAACAACCUUUGGUGUAAAAUUCCACCAGUUUCCAGCCACCUUCCUGACUUCUAUCUGGGCUUGGCCAGGACUUCUAGUCCCUCAUACUAGCCCUCCUUGCUGCCCAACUUGCCUCCCUCCAGUCACUGGACCCCAGCCUUGGCUCUUCCUCUUGGUUGACGCCUUUCAGCACACUUACUCCUACUCUGCACCCCCAGCCCCACUGCCCACCAGGUUUCCUCUCUUGUCCCUAGUCCCUGGAUGUUUCUCCCAAAUAAAUUUGUGUGCAAACUGUU
Nomascus leucogenys (northern white-cheeked gibbon) is the source of this 743-nucleotide messenger RNA. RefSeq names its product lymphocyte antigen 6 family member G5C (gene LY6G5C). Gene Ontology annotation, cellular component: external side of plasma membrane. NCBI's taxonomy places the organism in Eukaryota, Metazoa, Chordata, Mammalia, Primates, Hylobatidae. The record is from RefSeq and is a predicted model, not a curated record.